UUAACAAUAGCGCGCGGAUGAAUCACAUGGCCAUGGGUCAAAAAAAAAUUUGAAUUCCAGCAGAUUAAUUAAAGAUGGACCUGGAUGACAUCGGAAUUCCUUCCUUGGUGCCGGUUAGCCAGCUUGGCACACAACCGCAACAUGCGCCGCCGCUUGCUUCUGUUUCAAAUAACCCGCUGACCGGAGGCGGGAUUCCACCUGGAGGUAGUUCCUUGUCCUCCCCUCCGAGCAACCCCUUGAUGACGUCGCACAACCCGCUCAUGGCCGGGCAACAGCCCUCCGGUGCAACUAAUCCUUUGCUUGCCGGAGCGCCGGCGUCAAAUCCGAAUCCAACUCCGACAGGAGCAGGAGGACCCAGCUCCAGUACAACUAGCUUUUUCGGAUCUGCUGCGGGUGGUGGUUUGUCCUCUUUUCCAGCAUCAUCUGCGACGCCACCGUUGCAACCCACCGGGCAGUUCAGCAUGACAACUUCUGCGGGAGUUGGUGGAAUGCCUAUGACUAUGCCAGGAGCUGCAAUAUCAAACAGUGGCCAAAUCCCUGGGUCCGCCGCGGGUGCCGGGCCGCACCAGAACCGCACUGCCGCGCUCGCGAUGGCCGAAAAGGCGGGCGCGCUGACGGGCACACUGGUGGGGGGCGCAACGAAGUUCUUAGCCGCGGGGGCUAGCCAGGUGCUGCAGAGUGCCAGCGAGCAGAUGCACAGAGGAUCAGCAGCAGGUGGAUCUUCCUCGAUGAGUUCCUCUGGAGGAGCAGGUGGUCUACUUCCUGGGUCGGGGGCUGCAGCUACGGGUGCUAGUGUACUUGCAAGUGGAAUAUCCACAGUAAAUUUCCCGUACAGGUACAAAUGUGGUCUCCGCAUGACAAAACUUGGCUUUGAUCCUAGUGUAGCAUGACAAGUUUUACGCUCCAAAUGCAAAUUGGUGAAAUUUGUGAUGCAUCUUGUACAUGUACGGGAAAUUUGUAUUGCAUAUGGAACAAGUUCUGCUGCAUCCACUCUUGGAGCGGCAACGGGUGUGCUCUCGUCCACCGCUUCGAAUUUGAUGCAAAACGCGCUCUCCAGCACACUGCAGUUCGAGGACCCUUCGCAGAUAAACGCGGGUAAUACCACCCUCUACAACGCGUUACCGGACGCAAAGCCACCCGAGGUCGUGGUAGAUACCAGUCGCCCAGUGUACGUGAAGAUCAACCGGACAGAAACGAAACUUAGUUUUCUACUGCAGGAAUACACAGACUACGUGAUAGAGGUGCACGACUUCGGCCGGGACCGCAUUGUGAACCACAGGUAAGGAAAUGGAAGAUCAUUUGGUCGCACUGAAGAACACCAAUCGUGUGGGUAUUAAGUGCUCCGCGACAACACCCAUGGCCAUGAAAAAUUUCCGCUAGACCCGUUCAUCUCAAGGCUGUUGGUUCUGUUUUUAAUCCACACUGUUGUACAACAAGAAACUGCAGAUGCAUUUGCAUGAUUUCAGGUUCAACGACUUCUUCACCCUGCACGCGGCGCUCACGCCCCUGGACCUAAACCUGCCCGUCUUACCGCAGAAAGGGAUGGACAGCACCGACCCGGUGGUUGUAGAAGACCGAAAAGCGAAGCUGAGCAUUUUUCUCCAGUACUGUCUGAACAGCGAGGUGAUCCGACUGGAAAAGCAGCUGCACAUCUGGAAAUUCCUCGAGUUCGAAAACGCCGGCCUGUCCGUUUCGCGCUUCGUCUUCGGGCCGGACUUUGUCCGCAGCAACCUGUUCAAAACCUUACCGAAGCUGUGUGUCGACGAAAAGUACGCCACGGAAGUGUACCGGCUGGCCCACCCCGAGGUGCUGCAGAUCUGCACCGACCACAUUCUGAACGGGAACCCGCCGGAGUGCUUGGCGCAGGCCGCGCAGUUGCUGACCGGGGCGGUGAAGGUGGGCAAAUUGAGCGUGGUGGAGCAGUUGCAAGGCAAGGUCGGGUUCCUGCAAAGGCUGUUCCGGGCCUUGGACGUGCCAGAUAACUUUCCGUAUUUAUACUAUCGGUUCUUAAUACAGCAUGACAAAGUGCCGAUUUCCCAGCUGUUUCUGUAGCACUAGCAGUGCAUGCACCUGCACGACGAAAAAUUGCGUUUUGAUGCUUCUCCGUUGAUAUAAAGAAUUAGAAUUUUAAAAAUUUGUGAAGCGAUCAUUGACAGCUGAUACAACUAGCACGCAACCAAUGCAUUCGCUAGGUCUAUUCGCGGUCUGUUGUCGGCGAUCUUGCUGAACAGUGGCGACUAUGAACUGCAAAAGCAUCCUCGUACUCGUACUAAUUGCGAUCAUGCAUUUACAAAUCUUUUUCUUAGGGCAAAUGCGCAUUACAAAUUCACUUUGUAAUGCUGAGCCAAUUUGUGUUGCGAUUUAUACUAGUGCGAUACUUUUGCAAUGCAUAGCGACCAAUUUCCCCGGAUCAUGACCGCGACGCUAAUCGAGUAUCCUGUGUAAAAACGUGCCCGCCCCAUAGUCAAGUUGGGCACUUAGCAACACAAAUCUAGACGUUUUGGGGGCCACGCAUGACAGGUUGCAGUGCGUAGCGUAGUGCAGGUUAGUAAGGACAAACGCAUCACAAAUCCAUCUGCUCAUCCUGUUUCCAGCAUUACAAAUUCCAAAACACGAAUGGAAAUACCUCUCAUGAUGGGUACCCGCAUUACAAAUGUUUCUGUAGAUGGAAAUCUGCAUGACAACUCUGCGGUGGGGACGUUUUUGGUUAGGAUAUCGAGGCCCGGGAGGUCAUCCUGCAAUUGCUCCAUCCCCAGAGACCGGCGGUGGUGCAUGAGCUGCUGGCCAAGCUCUUCUGGUUCGCGUUGGAGGACGACUUGAAGCAGUUUCUGUUCUCCGAGUCCGGCCUCGGGCUCGUCGUCGCACUGUUCAGCUCCCCGGACCGCAACACGCAGAUUGUGGCCUGCAUCCUAUCGGGCAACGCAAUUAUUUCCGGGGCCUGCGAGGCUAGUCGCGCGAUCGAACUGCUGGCGAAGACGGAAGAGGUGUGGGCCGAAGCGACGGGUUUGAGUACUACUACCGGCGGCGAGCAGCUCCACGACCCAAAUUUGCUCAAGUUAACCGCGGCGCUCUGCACGCACCAAACCAGCCUUGGGAGGGUACUAUUUAUACAAUCAGUGAUUUUUGACAGACGCGAGGAGCCUCAGCAUUUUCAUGCUUUAUUUAACUUCCACUUCGUUCUUGCGUCCGUUAGCGUUAGCGUAUCCGUAUGUAUUGCUUGGGAAUAGAAUUAGAAGCCUCGUUGACUUACUUGUCGGCCUCUAUCUUUGAAGUGAGCGUUUUGUAUGCGAUGAUGUUUUGAUGUACGCACAGCCUUAAAGACCUUGUUCGUCGACAAACAAAUCGGAUUUUCAAUUUAGGUUUCCACCCUCUUAAUCGAUCCCCGGUUUGCGAAAUACGGGCUCUGGCUCCUGCAGAAAGCGAACCUGAGUAUGCGCAACCUCCAGCAGAUCAGUGCGAAUUUGACCCGCAUUUUGGAGGUGCCGGACCACCCCUGCCGGUUCCAGGCCGCGGAACUCCUUUUGAACUCGCACAACAACCAAGCAGCGAACGGUGCAGGCGGGCAACAGAUGUUCGACAUCUCCAGCAACCUCGACGGCCUGCCCGCGUUCGAGAAGUCGUAUCAAGUGCAAAAAUGUCUGGGUCUGGAAAGUUGGAACUUGUGAUGCUAACUUUGGACUCUAAAGAAAUCUGUAUUGCAUGACCAUCAAGAGGAGCCACAUUUGUGCUACGCGAGGAGGGCAUUUGAUGUCAUGCGGAAAUGGCAUCAGGAAGCCUUCCAAAAAUCUGUGAUGCUGGCUCAUGCAUUACAAGCAUCAUAGGUCAUGCCAGACAAGCAUGACAAGCCUUGAUUCUUCCAGACUCAGACAUAUUUGCACUUGAUAAGUCCUUGGAGAAAGCGAUUCUGGAUCCUCUGGCGGUUUCGCUGGACAAAACCGGUGUGGACAUCGCUAUGCGUUGCAAAUAAAAAAGUAUCGUACUCGUAUUAAUGCGAGUCUAGCAUUACAGAUCUGCUUUCUUACCUGAAACUGCAUGACAAAUUUCAUUUUUCUUCUAUGAAAGAUUUGUCAUGCAAUUCAUACUAGUACGAUACAAUUAUACUUUUGCAUUGCAUAAUCGCAAAAAUGAAACAAAACACCAGCUGGCAGGUCGACAAGGUCUCCUCCAGCUUCCCGAAACUCGCAGUGGGCAACGAACAUUUCCAGGCCUUUGAGAAAACGCUGGCGGCGUACCUACUAGAAUCAAUCCCUCUUUUGGAAGAUUUCCGUUUCAUACUUAGUUUCAAGAGGUCGUAUUGAGAACAAGAAUAGGUAGAUGACGUACUUAUAUAGCCAACACGGAACACGAACAUCCGGCGUUGGUGGCGCCGUUCUUGUGCGACUUCCAAAUACAGUUUGACGUCGAGAAUCAAAUAAAAGAAAGAUCGUACUCUUUUCGUUUAUGAAUUGUCAUCUCCCUACUUACUCUCUACACGACAGGUAUUUGUCCAUCCAGGGCGAGCUGAAAACGUCGGUGAAGCAAAACGAUGACUACGCGGGCGACCUGCUGCGCAUCGCCGAGAACUGUCGGGGGGAACUGAACCUGCGCACGUUUUCCGACGCGGAGUAUCCCAGCAAAAAGUGUUAACGUGAACGGAAUUUGUGAUGCAGCAAUACAUCGCAAAACAUAAACAUGCCAAAAUUUGUAAUGCAUAGCAUGCAUAUUGGGCUACAUUUGUGAUGCAUGACUGCAAUUUGUGAAAACCGUUGAUGUUAACGCUUUUCCUUGUGAUACGGAGCGCGAUCAGUACAUCAAGCGGCUUGCGGGCCUCGAGGUGACGCAUGGUCAGGCUGCGGAGCAAAAGAGGGACUUUGGCGAGAAGGAUGGGAAGUUGCAAGAGCUGACCCAGUCGCUGCAAGCCAAGCAGAAGCAGAUCCAGGACCUGGAACGCGGGUUGCAGCAAUUGAACGUGUAUCAAAUGCAAAAAUGUCUGGGUCUGGAAACUUGUGAUGCUAAAAUGUGCAUGAUGAAAACACUUCCGAAUGCAGUCCAGCAUGACAAUUUCCCAAAACGCUUUCUCAUAGGCAAUCCGCAUGAGAAACUGCGUUUUUGCAUGACAAAAGAGGCUGCGGCUUUUGUUGGUUAUGCAAUACAGAUUUCCCAGGAAUGUAGAGCUAGUAUUACAAGUUCCAACCUUCCAGACCCAGACAUUUUUGCAGUGCAUAACGUGGAAUCCGAGCAGAAAAAACGGCUGGUCGCCACCCAGAAACAGAUGCUGCAGGCGAAGCAGCAAAACCUCGGAAACGCGGGGUCCCAGGAUCAAGCGACGCAGAUCCGGCAACGCCUGGAACAGGUGCAGGAAAGGCAAAAAACGCUCGCGAUGGUCCACAUGAAGGUGCAGCAAGGGGAUCAAUUGAACAUAGGUAUAGAUGAACAAGCGAAAGCGUUUUCGAAAUCUUGCUAUAGUACUUCUCAGCUGCCAAGGCGGAGGGGCUGCGUUUAUCUUGCUGCGUAUCAAUUACAAUUAGUGUACCACGCUGAUGUACUACUUGUACGAAAAAUAAAGAUCCUGGAACUUUUUCCACAUCCUCUAGACCCCUACCUCACUGCCGCUGGCUUAGCCGUUGCGGCCCAGGGACGCGCACAGCAGGUCAAAGUGGAGCAUGCCCACUGGAAGCAGCAGGAAGUAGCGCUGAAUCAACACUUGGCGCAACUUAGCAAUUUCGAUCCGAGGAAGCUGCAGGAGGAAGUCAGCUUGUAUAUGAAAAUUUUUAUUUUGUUUGCGUCGAGCAGUUGUGCAGUUGAUGCUGGCAAGGUAGACGAGGUCAGCGAAUUGGUCGUUGUUGUACACAUCAUUGUGUUUCUUGAAGAUCAUGUUGUGAGAAAAACAAUAUGUAUAUGUCGACGAAGAGUUGAAAUAAAACAAAAUGACCGUUUAUCAGAUUGGAGCGGCAGAUCAACGAGAACGAAGCAUUUCUAUUGCAAGUGGACGGCAAGAAGGCCACCGCGGGCGGAAAGCUGGCAGAGCUUAUGUCAGUGCACAACUCCCUUCACCCCUCAUUUGUCAUGCAAAACCCAAAACCCAGUUGCUGCCCUGUGGCACUGUUUGCAUGACAAAUUUCAGAAGCCAAAACAGUACUACAUCAGGUAUUGAAAUUUGUCAUGCAAAAAUUCCACGUGUACUGGUGUUUGUAUUGCUGUUCAUGCCAACAUACAAAUGAGGCGGAUGGGGGGUCGGGGUUGUGCACCCUCAUAGAGCUGAAGGUGGAUUUUGAGUCCGAGCGGCACCUUUACACCUCGCAGAAGAAUCUCCGGGACGAGCUCAUGCGGCAGGCACACCAGAGCGAAACCGGGGUGGCGGACCAGCUGCGCAGGGCACAAGCGGAGAUCCAGCAACGUCACGAGGGUAAAAGUAGUAGUCAAUCGAUUUGAUGCAGCGUAUGUGCCAGGAGGUCGGCGUCCUUCAAAGCACUUGUUCUAAAGAUGAAAUGAAAAAAAAACUCUAUGACCUCACCCCGACGGCUCACGCACACCUUCUCCGUCGCCCACCGCGAAUAAAUUAAAAUUUAGGUCUGUCCAACUUGAUGCGUGCCAGCAAGGAUCUGGGCGCGCGGAGUGGCGUUUUGGAAACGAAGAUGCAGGGGAUCAGCCGGCUACUCGAGUCGGAAGUCGAGCACCGCCAGAACUUGCGGCAGACCAUCGCGUCACUUGGGCAGUAUUUGACGCAACUGGACUACGAUUUGUCGCAAUUAGGACAGCCGGGAAGCGGAGUUGUGAGCAGCCCAGCCACGGCGCCGGGGGGCGCAUUCGUGUCAACAUCUCAGUCGGGGGUCCCAGCAGCGGGGUCGUCUCCGGCAUCUGCUACCGCUGCAGUAGGGGCAGUUCCUCCACCGAUCGGAGAUUUUUCGAUCGCAAAUACGACAAACAGUAUGGAAACUACCGCCGCAACUAGUUCUAGCAGCGCCAGUGCCGCGGCUACAAGCCUCGCCGUGAAAAAAGGGCUCUUUGACGACGAUCCGGCACCGGUGCCGGCGGUUGCACAGAAACUACCCGACACACUAUCCAGUAGUUCGACCGCGGACUCCCAGAAUGGUGCGGUGUUUCCGGCUAGCUCUCUAGAAGUUCAACCGACAGCAGCAGGUGAGACAGCUCCUCAACCAGUUGUACCUCCCCCAGCAGCAGCAGCUCCGGCAACAAUCGACGGAGUUGCACCCCUUGCCACAGGAGUGACCGUCCCUGCAGCGCCUCCAGCGGUAGUUGACCCGAAUUCCGCGCAGCAGUCCUCUGAAACGAGCUCCAGCGACUUUAACAUGAUUGACGAUUUAUCGGCGCUUACCUUGGACGUCGGCCCGUCGGCGGCGCCGGGUGGAGGUGCAACUACUGGCGCGGAGGCACCGGCACUCAACAAAAUGGACCAGAUCUUCAAUGACGAAUUUUUCGAGUAGAAAAAUAGCCGGGAGGAGAAGUAGAUUAUACAGGCUGGAAAAGUGUUGUAGCGCACGAAACUAGAUGUAAGAAAAACCGAGCUCCGUCCGUGAUAAAUCUAAGUUCAGGCGGGCUGCAUCGAUACGAUAUCCAUCGAUACUUCUUUCGAAGAAACGAAAAAUAGAAACGAAAUUGCCGCGUCCGGGUGGCAAAGCAAGCUCCCUACGGAUGGUGGCGGUGAGUUUUUGCUCAGCACUCCGCUAAUUGUUUUCGGAUUCGGGAGUUUGCCGUUUAUAAAUUUGAAUCGGCAUAUUUAUAUUUUGCGAUGAAAAACCCUUGUUUUUCCUUUCCGAUUUUCUCAAUGAUCACAAGAAUGACACGAAUAUUAAAGACGAAGUGCAACAAAUUAUACAAACAAAUUGGACACCCCGAAUUUUCUACAUGCUAAUUUUGAAUGUAGAUUGGGGCUAGAAAUGAUGAAAGUUGGGCUGUCAUUUCGAAUUCGAGAUGUCAACUUUCACGAUUUUUUCAAGAAGGAGUCACAGAGAAGUUUUAGUUUUAGCAUCAUGCCAUUAUUGAGCAGCUGAUGCGUAAAAGCAUAAGCUUACUUUUUUCCUUCGGUAU
Molecule: messenger RNA, 8028 nt
Organism: Amoebophrya sp. A120
Lineage: Eukaryota; Dinophyceae; Syndiniales; Amoebophryaceae
Source: the annotation of a GenBank genome assembly